AUGAGAAGAGCAAAUAACAAAGGAAACACUUCUUCUUCUUCUUCUUCUUCUUCUUCUUCUUCUUCUUCUUCUUCUUCUUCUUCUUCUUCUCAUUAUUAUUAUAAUUAUUAUUAUUAUUAUUUGUUCUUUCUAUCUUCACUUUCUUUUUCUUUUUUCUUUUUUUCCUUAUUUUCUUUCUUUCUUUCCUUCUUUACAUUCUAUCUUUCUUUCUUUAUUCUUCAAUUCCUUUACUUUAUUUCUAUCUUUCUUCCUUUUCUUUAUUUCUUUCUUUACUUAAUUUCUUUCUUUCUUUUUUCUUUCUUUCUUCAAAUUUCUUUACUUUAUGUAAUUUAUUUUUCUUUCUCAAUUCUUUUAUUUUUUCAUCCCUUAACCUCUCACACAUUUUUCUUUCUUUCUUUCUUUCUUUCUUUCUUUCUUUUUUUUUUCUUUUCUUUUUUCUUUACUUUCUUUUUAUUCUCUUUCUUUAUUAUUUUUUCUUUCUUUCUUUGUUCCUUUCUUUCUUUCUGUUUUCUUUCUUUCUUAAUUGCUUGUUUGCUUCUUUCUUUCAGUCUGUCUGUCUUUCUUUGUUUCUUUUUCUUUUUUCUUUACUUUCUUUUUAUUCUCUUUCUUUAUUUUCUUCCUUUACUUUCUUUCUUUCUUUCCUUCUUUCUUUCUUUCUUGCUUGCUUGCUUGCUUGUUUCCUUCAGUUUUUCUUUCUUUUUUUGUUCCUUUCUUUUUCUUUCUUUCUUUCUGUUUUCUUUCUUUCUUGAUUGCUUGUUUGUUUCUUUCUUUCAGUCUGUCUGUCUUUCUUUGUUUCUUUUUCUUUUUUCUUUACUUUCUUUUUAUUCCCUUUCUUUAUUUUCUUCCUUUACUUUCUUUCUUUCUUGCUUGCUUGCUUGCUUGUUUCCUUCAGUUUUUCUUUCUUUUUUUGUUCCUUUCUUUCUUUCUGUUUUCUUUCUUUCUUGGUUGCUUGUUUGCUUCUUUCUUUCAGUCUGUCUGCUUUCUUUCUUUCUUUCUUUCUUUCUUUCUUUCUUUCUUUCUGUUUUCUUCUUCCUUGUGUAUUUCUUUUAUGUCAUCCACUCAAAAUGGCGAUCUCACAGGGCUUCUUUCUUUUAUCUUUCGCUUUUAUUUUCAACUAAUCAUUUUUUUCUUCUGUAUUGCCGCCAAACGUCGACUGUGAUGACGUCACCGGCGUUUGCGUCAAAACCCGAGACGCAGCUUGCGGGCAAAACGUUUCCGUUUUGCUAUCCUUUGCUCUUUUCUUCUUUUCACUUCUCUUUCAAUAUCAUCCUUCUUCUUCUUCUUCUCCUUCUUCUUCUUCUUCUUCUUCUUCUACUACUACUACUACUACUACUAAUAAUAAUAAUAAUAAUACUAUUUUGCUUUUUCUUUUUUCUUCUUCUUCUGCCUUUACUGUUUCUUCUUCUUUACUAUCCAUUUUCUUUUAAUCUUUUUCUACUUCUUCAUCGUUCUUUCGUUCCUCACUUUCUUUGGUUUUCUUCUUCGCCUUUCAUUUCAACUUCGAAACACUGCGCAUUUUAUUCUUCAUUUUCUUCCUCAUCAUUCUUACUUUUCCCUUCCAUUAUUCUUCGACUCCCAACCAUCAUUUCUAAUUUGAGUUCGACAACACUCAUUUCUUCUUCUUCUUCUUCUUCUUCUUCUUCUUCUUCUUCUUCUUCUUCUUCUUCUUCUUCUUCCUCCUCCUCCUUCUUCUUCUUCUUCUGCUUCUUCAUUUUCUCGUCCUCCUCCUCCUCCCCUUCUUCUUCGUGUAUACGAGAUGCGGAAGCGAAAAUCGCGUCGCAGCUCGUGACGCCACACAUGACCACGCGAGAGUGA
This is a messenger RNA of Acanthosepion pharaonis, 1815 nucleotides long. Lineage: Eukaryota; Metazoa; Mollusca; Cephalopoda; Sepiida; Sepiidae. The record is from the annotation of a GenBank genome assembly.